AGUAAUCAUCAUAUUCUCCACCUGCUUUGAUAUUGUAUCCCCUCUCUUGCCAUUCCUGAAACUGUAAGGCAUAACAGCUCCCGCCCGUUUCCUUGAUGAUUCAUCGCAAGAUUACAUUAUAUUGUAACACUUUCACGUGCUAUUUAAGAACUUUAUUGUUUCUGUUUUGAUCGUUUCUUUUUCUCCCUUGAUGUUCAUUUUUUAGUUCUCAAAUCCAGUUUUCGAGAUGAAUAACGGUACUUCCACAAGUGUUCAUUCCGAUAAAAAUGCUGAAAUAUACGACGUUCCGAUGGAUGUCAUUAUCAGACCUAUAUCUCCCGUCGUCGACGAGGAAAAGGUUAAAAGUUUAAUGAACACACUACAAGAUUUCAAGUCGGAAUCGUCUGUACCACCGAUCGAUAUUCUAUGGAUUAAAGGCAGUGAAGGUGGUGACUAUUAUUACUCCUUCGGUGGAUGUCAUCGGUAUACGGCGCAUCAAAGACUCGGAAAACCAUUUAUCAAAGCUAAAUUAAUACAGUCCACAAUAACAGAUCUCAGAGUGUACCUUGGUGGUUCUACACCGGUUUUAAAAUAAAUACUCCUAGUUUCCUGUUCUUUUUAAAGGUUUACACAUAUUGCAGAUGCGAAAGAUAAAUAAACUUAUUUAUUUAUUAUUAAUUUUGCAUUGUGUUGGUACCGAU
Molecule: messenger RNA, 680 nt
Organism: Dufourea novaeangliae
Lineage: Eukaryota; Metazoa; Arthropoda; Insecta; Hymenoptera; Halictidae
Product: sulfiredoxin-1
Exons: 2
Coding region: 227-574 (115 amino acids)
Biological process (GO): cellular response to oxidative stress
Cellular component (GO): cytoplasm
Molecular function (GO): sulfiredoxin activity
Source: RefSeq, a predicted model, not a curated record